Molecule: messenger RNA, 246 nt
Organism: Nicotiana attenuata
Lineage: Eukaryota; Viridiplantae; Streptophyta; Magnoliopsida; Solanales; Solanaceae
Product: putative defensin-like protein 20
Exons: 2
Coding region: 1-246 (81 amino acids)
Biological process (GO): defense response to fungus
Cellular component (GO): extracellular region
Source: RefSeq, a predicted model, not a curated record
AUGGCUAUCAAGAAUGUCUCAGUUCUUCUUUUUACACUCCUUAUACUUUCUAUAGGUUGCAAGAAUAUAGUUGAUGCAGCAAAAUGUUGCAUGGAUCACCCAGAGCUUGGUUCAUGUGUACCUGGUGUAGAUGAUAGUCCAGAAGAUGAUGGCAAAUGUUGGACGUUCUGUGUCAGUGACUGUGAGCUCGGAGGAGCUUGCAAAUUAGAGGGAAAUAAGCAUGUCUGUCACUGCAAAUGUGCUUAG